Molecule: messenger RNA, 1101 nt
Organism: Zasmidium cellare ATCC 36951
Lineage: Eukaryota; Fungi; Ascomycota; Dothideomycetes; Mycosphaerellales; Mycosphaerellaceae
Exons: 3
Coding region: 1-1101 (366 amino acids)
Biological process (GO): L-methylmalonyl-CoA metabolic process
Cellular component (GO): mitochondrion
Molecular function (GO): methylmalonyl-CoA epimerase activity
Source: RefSeq, a predicted model, not a curated record
AUGGCGAUCGCAGCGACAAAGACUGUAGCCUUCAACAAGGGCGCAUCCGUUCAGGAUACGGCCUUGGCCAAACACGAUCUUUCUCAAACGGAAUGGCGAAAGGCAUGGGGUAUCGACAAGAAUGCUCAGAUCCGACUCGUUCGGCUCGCUUUUAUGCAGUAUCAGCAUCCUGACCUCGAGGUGGUCAAAAGGUUCAUGCUGGACUUUGGAAUGACGCCUGUGAAGACUACAGAGCAGGAUGUCUGGUUCAGGGGGUAUGGUAGCGAUGCGUAUGUGUACCAUGCACGUAAAGGCUCCAAGGCUUUCCUUGGAGGAGCUUUCGUGGCGGAGACCUUCCAGGACCUGGAAAGGUACGCCAUGAUCAAGGACGACACCCCAUUGCUUACGAACGGAAUCGAAAAGAUGGAUCAUGCACCUGGUGGAGGCAGUAUUGUGACCAGCACCGACCCCGAGGGAUUUCCUCUCAGUCUAGUAUAUGGAGAGGAUCAGAGGGAGCCGGACGAGAUGCCUCCCGAAAUUCUCAUGAAUGACGAAGUGCGCAAACCUCGUCAACGCAAGUUUCAGCGGUUCACUGCAGGACCAGCCACGGUAUUCAGACUUGGCCACUACGGACUGGUCGUGUCCGAUUUCGAACGACAAUCCCGAUUCUACGCCUCAAACUUCAACCUCGUACCAAGUACCCUGCUUCACGUCGAUAUACCAGCGACCGAAGGAGAACCACAGCGAAUGUAUGUGGCAAUGUUCUCCCAUAUCGAUCGUGGGACUGAGCUCGUCGACCAUCACUCCUUCUUUCUCGCCCAAGCCGCUCCAGGAGGCGAGACGCAUGUCCAUCACAGCAGCUUCGAGAUCCACGAUCUUGACAGUCAAAUGAUGGGUCACGACUGGCUCAAGAAGCAGGGCUACCGGUUGGUUUGGGGGAUUGGUCGUCACAUCGCCGGCAGCCAGAUCUUCGAUUACUGGCGAGACCCUAACGACUUCAUGGUGGAGCAUUAUAUUGAUGGGGAUAUUGUGAAUGAAGAUACCCCUGUGUCUAGGGAUCUAGCAUCCUCUGCUCAGGAUGCUGCUUGGGGUCCUGAGGUCCCCGACGACUUCACAAGGUAG